Messenger RNA from Saprolegnia diclina VS20, 494 nucleotides. RefSeq lists its product as hypothetical. Lineage: Eukaryota; Oomycota; Saprolegniomycetes; Saprolegniales; Saprolegniaceae. Bases 21 to 353 code for a protein of 110 amino acids. The transcript has a single exon. The record is from RefSeq and is a predicted model, not a curated record.
CGCAUUGCCCCUCUGCCGAGAUGGCCGCCCAAGCCUCCCCUGCCACCAGCGGCCCGUCGUCGCCCCGCGGCCAGCCGGCGCCCGACUCGAUCUCGUCGGCAACACUGCUAGAGCGCGUGCAGUCGUACGCGACCACGGGCACCAUCGACGCCUCCGGCCUCGCGCCCCUCGAGGUCGACGUGCUCUUCCACGUUCUGCACAAGCUCCAUGACAGGUUCCUCAAGCAGUACGACUGCGACGAAGUCAAGUGCGACAAGACAAGAAAGUGCCCCAAGUGCGGCGUCUUCCGCAUCCAGGUCCUGCCGUCGCCCGACGCCGAGCCAAGUCCCGACGACGUCGACAUGGAAACAUGAUCCGACACGAAGACCGAUCACGAAGAAGAUACAUAGUCGAUUCGAUCGACUGCUUUUAGUACAUAGUAGCAACCCACCUAGAAUACCUUAAUAAAACGCGCUCAACCUGCGAUAGGAAGGACGUGCGCCACACACUUUGCA